Messenger RNA from Drosophila innubila, 1167 nucleotides. Its product is annotated as myb-like protein P. The coding region runs from base 1 to 1167 and encodes 388 amino acids. The transcript is spliced from 4 exons. NCBI's taxonomy places the organism in Eukaryota, Metazoa, Arthropoda, Insecta, Diptera, Drosophilidae. The record is from RefSeq and is a predicted model, not a curated record.
AUGCCAUCAAUUGCCAACAUCAGCGUGAGCUCCAGCGCCAGGACAAUGGUCAACAUCCUGCCUGGUCAGGAUGCGCGUCUUAGUUACAUUGUAAAUCAAGUCACAUCCGCCUCCGUCUCCGUCUCAUCCACAUCCGCCUCCGUCUCCGCCUCUACAUCAUCCUCCUCCUCCUCAUCUGCUUCUUCUUUGCCCACAUUUAGUCCGCCGCGUAUUGAGAGCUUGGUGGCAAGCUCAGCGGAGCAGGAUUUGAGCAGCUUUGGGGAUGUGACAUUCGACAUCUUCGAUGACGAUGACGAUUUGUUUGGCUCGCCAAUGGCCUUCGAUGCCAGCGAGCAGGGUCUGUGGAACGGUCGCUUUGUGCCCCCGCCACCCCGUCCCCCCUUCUUUGUGGAUGAGCCGGUGCUGAGCGAUGGUUUAACCACAUGUGAUUUAUGCUCCUGGGCCAUGCCCACCAAGAGCACGUUCAUGUUCGAGGGCACGAUAGAAAAAGCCACGGAAUUGGGCUGGCCAUUGACGUUGAUCAUUGUGUCCGUGUUGUCGGCGCUGCUCGGAGCAAUCAUCAUGAUUGCCGUAGUUCGCUGCCGGCGCAAAAAGAGCUCCAACAAUCGCAAUGACACACAUGUGCAGUGGUGGUCGCGCAACAAACGCGCCCACGGCAACGGGGCGGGUGGCACGGGGGGCAGCGGCGGUGCCCCCAUCGCGGGCAACAGUGGUGCCCACAGUCACAACAACAACAUCAGCAACAGCAACAACAACAACAACAAUCAUCUGAGACGCAGCAACAUUUACACAGCGCACCCGGCGGACAGCAUAAGAGGCUUGCAACCGCUUCCCUUGCCACAAGCGUUGCAACUGCCACUGCCGCCUACGCUGACGGCGACAGCAGCCUCAGCGCAACAGCAGCAACAGUUGCAGCAACAGCAGCAACAGCAACAACAACAGCCACCACAUUAUUUCCAUCCAUAUCAUCAUCAUCAUCAUCACGCAGCACAUCAUUAUGAGGAUGCCGCUUAUGAGGAGCCCGAAUAUCAUCAGCCGCAACAGUUGCAUUCGAAUUCGAACUGCAAUUCCAUGUCGUCGGUCACGUCAUCGCCAGCGCCCACAGAGGCAGCGACGCAUUGGCCGCCACAUGCCACAGGAUGUGGCACCAUGGUGGUCGCCAGCUGA